Molecule: messenger RNA, 1174 nt
Organism: Helianthus annuus (common sunflower)
Lineage: Eukaryota; Viridiplantae; Streptophyta; Magnoliopsida; Asterales; Asteraceae
Product: lipid phosphate phosphatase gamma
Exons: 1
Coding region: 137-805 (222 amino acids)
Biological process (GO): protein N-linked glycosylation; lipid biosynthetic process
Cellular component (GO): intracellular membrane-bounded organelle; endoplasmic reticulum membrane
Molecular function (GO): dolichyldiphosphatase activity
Source: RefSeq, a predicted model, not a curated record
UAAACUAAAAUAAAAUAUCCUCAACCAACAAACCAACCACCCACCAAUUCCCCAUCCCCAUCACCAUCACCAUCACCAUUCACCACUAGUCAAAAACCUAAAUCCCCAAUCCCAAAACAACAAACCCUAACCACCAAUGUCAACCCAAUUACGAGCCAUAACCCUAACCCACGUUCGCUACCAAACCGGAGACCACAUCGGCCACUUCUUAGCCUGGAUCUCCUUAAUCCCCGUCUUCAUCAGCCUCGGCGGUUUCGUCUCCCACUUCAUCUUCCGCCGUGAACUCCAAGGCAUCUUCUUCGCAUUCGGCCUCUUAAUCGCCCAAUUCAUCAGCGACUCCAUCAAACUUUUCGUCCAACAAGCCCGACCCGAUACCUGCAUCAUGCUCGAGAUGUGCGACUCCCACGGCUGGCCCUCCAGCCAUUCAAACUACAUGUUCUUUUUCGCUACUUAUUUCACAUUGUUAACCUAUCAAAGAUAUGAUAUGAUAUUAAAAAGACAAAUGUCUUUUGCCUGUUUUGUUGUCUGGCCUUUAGCUGUUUUGACCAUGUGGUCUCGUGUUUACUUGGGGUACCAUACCGUCGGUCAAGUGUGUGCGGGUGCGAGUCUAGGGAUGUUUUUAGGUUUUGUGUGGUUUUGGGUGGUGAAUGCGAAGAUUAAGAAGCGGUUUUUGGCGAUUGAGGAGAGUUCGAUUGGGCGGUGGUUUUAUAUUAAGGAUACUUCGCAUAUACCGAAUUUGUUGGAGUUUGAGUAUGAGAACGCUAGAGCGGCGAGGAGGCAUCCGUCUUAUAAGCGGUCCGAGUGAAUGGAGAAUGGUUAGUUUAACUUUAGAUGUGUAUGGUCAUAUUGUUUUAUUGAUGUCAUAAGGGUUAUCGAUUGUUUGUUGCGACUUGAAAACCGGAAUAAGAUAGUUAGGUGACGGGGUUCAAACAAGCGAUCCGUUUUGUGAUAAUUUAAGUUUUAUUUUAGAUUGUUGAUUUUAUUAUUUAUCUUAAUUAUUAAGUCUAGAUGUUGGUUAUGUUGACCGAAAUUAAUAUUUCGGCUAUAGUAUUUUAUUUCAGAUAAGAGUGUAGUCGAGUUUCAGUUACUUUAGAAUAGCUUAUAAAUAAAGGUUCGUUUGUAAUGUGUAUGACAUCGUUUGAUAUUAAUAAAUUUUCUCUCUAAACGUUUGCUA